AUGUCUGUUACAACUAACGAUAGAAAGCCUGAUGUUUCAUUGCAAUCAAAUGCUCAGAAGAGCAAUGUAAAGGCCGUGAAGAGCCCUACCAUUGACACUGAUGAUAUCGAUGAAGAUGAUGAAGCCGGUUCUAAUUUAAUCUUGGAAAUCAUUUCCCAGUUGAGACCAGGCUCUGAUUUGACCAAGAUUACUUUACCAACUUUCAUCUUAGAGAAAAAAUCUAUGCUAGAGAGAGUUACAAAUCAACUACAAUUUCCGGAUAUUUUAAUAGAUGCACAUAAUGAGCAAGAUGAUUUAGAAAGGUUCACUAAAGUUUGUAUGUGGUACUUAGCAGGCUGGCACAUUGCCCCAAAGGCUGUCAAGAAACCAUUGAACCCAGUGUUAGGUGAACAUUUCACUUGCUACUGGAACUUACCAAAUAAACAACAAGCUUUUUAUAUCUCCGAGCAAACAAGUCACCAUCCACCAGAAUCUGCUUACUUUUACAUGAUUCCGGAAUCACACAUUAGAAUAGAUGGUGUUGUUAUUCCAAAAUCAAAGUUUUUAGGUAAUUCAUCUGCAGCUAUGAUGGAAGGUAAAACUGUUUUGCAAUUUUUAGAUAUUAAAGAUUCUAAUGGUGUUCCUGAAAAAUAUGUUUUAACUCAACCAAAUGUUUACGUUAGAGGUAUUUUAUUUGGUAAGAUGAGAAUCGAAUUAGGGGAUCAUAUGAUUAUUAAAGGUCCAAAGUAUAAUGCAGAUAUUGAGUUCAAAACUAAAGGUUUCAUUUCUGGUACAUAUGAUGCCAUCGGCGGUACCAUUAAAGAUAAAUCAGGAAAAGCAUUGUAUGAAAUAUCAGGUAAAUGGAAUGAAGUAAUGUAUGUAAAAGAUUUAAGAAUUAAAGGUUCCUCUAAGCGUGUUUUAUUUGACACUUCAAAGGCCCAACCACUUAAACCUAUCGUUCGUCCAUUACAAGAACAAGGUGAAUAUGAAUCAAGAAGAUUAUGGAAGAAAGUUACAGAUGCUUUAGCGGCUCGUGAUCAAAAAGUUGCGACUGAUGAAAAGUCUAAAAUUGAAGAUUAUCAAAGAGAUAUGGCUAAAAAACGUUCAGAAGAUGGUGUUGAUUUCCAUCCGAAAUUAUUUAGAAAAGCAAAACCAGGUGAAGAUUUAGACUAUUAUAUUUUCAAUGAUAUACCUUCAGAUAUUACAGCGGAGUCACAAAUUAAGAAGAUACUGGAAAUAGUUCCGAUAUUACCUGGACAGAAGUUUACACAUAAAUUUGCAAUCCCUGGGUAUAAAAAACAUGAACUUCAAGAGAAUGAACAAACUCAAUAA
This is a messenger RNA of Tetrapisispora phaffii CBS 4417, 1311 nucleotides long. Its product is annotated as OSBP family protein. Gene Ontology annotation, molecular function: sterol binding. NCBI's taxonomy places the organism in Eukaryota, Fungi, Ascomycota, Saccharomycetes, Saccharomycetales, Saccharomycetaceae. Gene Ontology annotation, cellular component: membrane; intracellular membrane-bounded organelle; cytosol. Bases 1 to 1311 code for a protein of 436 amino acids. The record is from RefSeq and is a predicted model, not a curated record. The transcript has a single exon.